GGCGGCAUCGCGGCAGCCAUUUCGGGCGGGAAGAGGGAACGGCCGCUAUAAUUUCGGUUCUGGUCCCCCCUCAGACCUACUUGCAUUCUCAGUCCCUAACUCGCGUCUUCGGUGGCAGAUUCCGCCCCCAUGGCGGCCAACGAGGGCAUGAGGUUCAAGGUGCUGCUCAGUGACAUCUCCCAGAACCUGACCGGGGAGAAUAUGAAAACACUGAAGUUUCUGUGCAAGGAUUACAUCGGCAAGAGAAGGAUGGAAAGUUUGGAGAGCGGCAUCCAGCUGUUCCAGGUGCUGGAGGAACUCAGUUUGCUCUCCGAAGAAGACACCAAAUUUCUGGGCCAGCUGCUGAAGAACAUCAAGAGAACCGAUCUGGAGAAAAAGUUGUCUGAUUUCCAGCGGGGCGGUGAGCCGCUCCAACAAUCGAUGUGCGAAGUUGGGAGAAACUCGGAUGUUAAUGUUGCAAUUGACGUAAUUUGUGGUAACAUCGGAAGAGACUUUUGGAUGUUUGCGAGAAAGCUUGGAUUCAAAGAGGCUCGUCUUCAGGAAAUUGAAUACAGGCAUCCGCGUAACAUGCAGCUUCUGAUUUCGGAAACACUGCAGGAAUGGCAAGAGGUAAAAGGGCAAGAAGCCACUGUAGAGAGACUGGUAACUACCUUACGGAGCUGCAAACUGAAUAUGAUUGCAGAUAGCGUGGAAGAGGAGGUAAACAAGAUUAGGUGACUUUUAAGUGGGGAGCAUAAAUUAAUGUCAACUGCAACUUGCUAGGUUGUAUCCGGAGCAAAUUAUGUAGUCCUUUGAAAGUUGAAACUAGACCUUCUGUCGUUUGAACAGUUCUGGUUCUGUGAUUGGUAUCAGAGCUCUGCAUUUUCCUUGAUCGUGACCGUGCCUGGGCUUGCCGGAGUGAAGGAUCGAUUCCCAACAUGGGCUGACACUUCCCUGUAGACUUCACUUCAAGAGUCAAUCACCCGAGUCACAGAUUGCAGUCUUGACUACAUUUGGAUGCAUGUUGGUGCAGUUGUCUCCUCCAGGUGCUGCCACGAUCUACUCCCCUUGGCCAUGUUGACACCGUAACUGUAGGAUUGAUAAAAUCGCAUCACGGGAAUGUCAGAGUGUGCAUACAGCCUCAGUCAAGUUGAAAUCAGUGUUCUACUCAAAGCCAUUUGAGAAAAGAGUUUACAAAGAGAGCACUAAUAGAGUUUGUCUUGGGGAGUGCUUCAAAGUUUAUUUUGUACAAACCAGAUUAUGAUUCAGUAAAAUAUAUAUUUUAUUGAUGUACUUUA
Hypanus sabinus (Atlantic stingray) is the source of this 1277-nucleotide messenger RNA. RefSeq names its product Fas (tnfrsf6)-associated via death domain (gene fadd). Gene Ontology annotation, biological process: signal transduction; regulation of apoptotic process. Lineage: Eukaryota; Metazoa; Chordata; Chondrichthyes; Myliobatiformes; Dasyatidae. Bases 130 to 717 code for a protein of 195 amino acids. The record is from RefSeq and is a predicted model, not a curated record. Gene Ontology annotation, molecular function: protein binding. The transcript is spliced from 2 exons.